AUGAACAUUGCUGGUGCUCCUCAAUAUGGUCAACCAGCUUACGGUCAACAAUAUCCACAGGUAGGUGCUGCUCCAAUUGGUACUCCUAAUGCAGGCGGUGCUUACCCAGGUGCUGCUGGUGGGUACAAUUAUAAUGGUGUAACAUCUCCACAUGAUGCUACUGCUGCAACUAGACAAGCUUUACCUUUAAACCAACUAUAUCAAACAGAUUUAUUAAAAGAAUUACCACCUCCAAUCCAUGAUUUAACUUUACCACCACCACCUUUAGUCAUACCUGCUGAUACAUCAUUAAUUCCAAAUAAUCCAAAUGCAAAUACACCACCAGAUUUCAUUAGAUCUACUUUAAAUGCUAUUCCAACUACUCAUUCAUUACUGAAAAAAUCAAAAUUACCUUUAGCUGUUGUUCUAAGACCUUAUAUUUCAUUACAAGAUGAAACUAAUCCUGUUAAAUUAGUUAGUGACACUGUUAUUGCUCGUUGUCGUCGUUGUCGUACUUAUAUCAACCCAUUUGUCACUUUCACUGAACAAAAUAGAAGAUGGAGAUGUAAUUUAUGUUCUUUACAAAAUGAUGUUCCAAAAGCUUUUGAUGUUGAUGAUCAUACAGGUUUAAUUACAAAUAGAUAUGAAAGAAAUGAAUUGAAUCAUUCAGUUGUUGAAUUUAUUGCCCCACCUGAAUAUAUGGUUAGAGCUCCUCAACCAUUAUCUUAUGUUUUUGUUAUUGAUGUUUCAAUUGCUUCAGUUAAAUCUGGGUUAUUAGCUACUGUUGCUACAACAAUCUUGGAAACUUUAGAUAGAAUUCCAAACAGUGAUUCAAGAUCAAGAAUUGCAAUCAUUGGUGUUGAUUCCACAUUACAUUAUUUCAACAUUCCAGAAGAUUCCGAACAAGGUGAAUGUUCAUUAUUUGUUGUUCCUGAUCUAGAUGAACCAUUUGUUCCAUCACCAGAUUCCUUGUUAGUCAAUAUUAAAGCUGCAAGACAAAAUAUUGAAAAAUUAUUGAGUAAUUUACACAAUUUAUUUGCUGAUACUAUAAAUCCAAGCUUUGCCCUAGGUCCAGCUUUAAAAUCUGCACAUAACUUAACUCAAUCAAGUGGUGGUAAAGUUGUUGCAUUUGCUUCAACAUUACCAAACGUUGGUGUUGGUAAAUUAGUUCAAAGAGAUGAGGAAAGUGUUUCUGAUAAGCCAAAAGAAGCAUCUGCAUUAUUAUCAGCUAAUGAUUCAUUUUAUAAAUCAUUUGCAGUUGAUUGUAAUAAAUCACAAGUUAGUGUGGAGUUUUUCUUAACUUCAGGUACUUAUCAAGAUGUUGCCACUUUAUCUAAUCUACCAAGAUUUACUGCAGGUCAAACACAUUAUUAUCCAUCAUGGACUGCAAAUAAUAUUGAAGAUGUUACAAAAUUAUCAAAAGAAAUUUCAAAUACUUUAAGUUCAGAUAUUGCAUUAGAUGCUGUUUUAAGAACAAGAGGUUCAAGUGGAUUAAGAAUGAGUGCAUUUUAUGGUAAUUUCUUCAAUAGAUCAUCUGAUUUAUGUUCAUUCCCAACUUUCCCUAGAGAUCAAGGUUAUGUUAUUGAAAUUUCAAUUGAAGAAAACAUUACAAAACCUGUUGUUUAUUUACAAACUGCUGUUUUACAUACAACAAAUUUUGGUGAACGUAGAAUUAGAGUUAUAACAACUGCAAUUCCAACAACAUCAAACAUUUCAGAAGUUUAUGCCUCUGCUGAUCAAUUGGCUUUAACUAAUUAUUAUACUCAAAAAGCUGUGGAAAAAGUUUAUUCAUCUUCAUUAAAUGAUGCAAGAGAUUUAUUAUCUAAAUAUUUAUUAGAUUUGUUGAAUGUUUAUAAAAAAGAAGUUGUUGCAGGUAAUUUAGGUGGUGCAUCUCCAUUAAUGUUUUCAACUAACUUGAGAAUGUUACCAUUAUUAUUACAUUCUUUAUCCAAACAUAUUGGUUUGAGACCAGGUAAAGUUCCAUCAGAUCAUAGAGCUAAUGCAUUAAACUUGUUGGCUUCAUUACCUUUACCACAAUUGGUUAGAUAUAUUUAUCCAACUGUUUAUUCAUUACAUGAUAUUCCAGAUGAAGCAGGAUUACCAGAUUCAGAAACUAAUCAAAUUGUUUUACCAAAUGCUAUUAAUUCAGGUGCCGAACAUUUUGAAAGAUAUGGGUUAUAUUUAAUUAAUAACACUACUGAAUUAUUUUUAUGGAUUGGUGGUGAUGCAGUUCCAGAUUUAGUUAAUGAUGUUUUCGGUGUUCCAGAUAUUUUCCAAGUUCCAAUUGGUAAAUAUGAAUUACCAGUUUUGGAUAAUGAAUUUAAUGAAAAAGUUAGAAAUAUCAUUGCUAAAGUUAGAGAAGGUGAUGAUACAGUUUUAUAUCAAAACUUGUAUAUUGUUAGAGGAGGAUCUGCCAAUGAGCCAAUCAAUGCUGCUAAUGCUAGAGAAGUUUCAAGUCUACGUCUAUGGGCUGCAUCUCAAUUGGUUGAAGAUAGAAUCAAUAACCAACCAAGUUAUCGUGAAUUUUUAUCAGCAACUAAAGAUAAGUUGGCUCAAUAG
Molecule: messenger RNA, 2538 nt
Organism: Hansenula anomala
Lineage: Eukaryota; Fungi; Ascomycota; Saccharomycetes; Phaffomycetales; Wickerhamomycetaceae
Gene: SEC24
Product: COPII subunit SEC24
Exons: 1
Coding region: 1-2538 (845 amino acids)
Biological process (GO): intracellular protein transport; COPII-coated vesicle cargo loading; endoplasmic reticulum to Golgi vesicle-mediated transport
Cellular component (GO): COPII vesicle coat; endoplasmic reticulum exit site
Molecular function (GO): SNARE binding; zinc ion binding
Source: RefSeq, a predicted model, not a curated record